Tripterygium wilfordii is the source of this 2350-nucleotide messenger RNA. RefSeq names its product probable protein phosphatase 2C 40. The coding region runs from base 389 to 1969 and encodes 526 amino acids. Gene Ontology annotation, biological process: protein dephosphorylation. Lineage: Eukaryota; Viridiplantae; Streptophyta; Magnoliopsida; Celastrales; Celastraceae. Gene Ontology annotation, molecular function: protein serine/threonine phosphatase activity. The record is from RefSeq and is a predicted model, not a curated record. The transcript has 4 exons.
UUAGAGAGGGACUUGUGAGUUGGGAGAGAGAGAGAGAAGAGGUAGAGGGGAACUCAAAAAAAACGGCAAAAGCAGCGGCAAUAGUGAGUCUGAGCAAAACAAGAGGAGCCAGCCUAAAGAAAGGUUCCUCUAAUAUUAGCAAACUCAAUUCUCUGCCAUCCAUCGCCACAAACCCUUCCCUUCCCUCUCCCUCUCCUCUUAUACAGAUUCUCCACUUCUCUCUCUGUAUCUCUCCCCCUCUUUUUACUCUCCUUGUCACACACACUCCUCUUCUUCUACGUCUUCUCCACACUCUUCACCGGGAUACGCAUACAGAGUCGCAUUCUGGGUCUCUGAGGAUUUGUUCAUCUGGGUUUCCUUCUUGUGGAUUGAAAAAGCUAUCUACAUAAUGCGGGAAGGAAGUACAAUUAGUUCGGAAGGAGAACUCAAGGUAAGUUUUGGCUAUCAAUGCAGUGGUGAUGAACGUAAAUCUUGCAUGAUUUCAAAUGGCUGCACAUCCUUGCCUAAAACGAUAAUCCAAAGGACCAGCAGUUUCUCUUGCUUGUCUGGUGCUGCUUUAAGUGCUAAUGCCACAUUGGCCAACACAAAUAUCUGCAAUGGUGUGAUUAGGGCAGAAAUACUUCCCACUUGGGAUUCCCCUAAUUCAUUUCGUAAGAUUCCAUCUUCUCCGUCGCUAUCCCGGUUGGAUAUGCUAUCAUCUUCUCUCCAAAGUAAUUUUUCAACUUUAAGUUGUAGUCCAUCCACUCCAAGUGACGCACCUGAAUAUGAUUCAUUUUCAUUGAAAUCUAUGAGUGCUCCUUCUGCAAGUGAAGGUUUUCUUAAUACUAUGGAAGUUCAAGUGGCUGGCGGAGCUGCUGGUGAAGACAGGGUUCAAGCAGUUUGUUCCGAGGAAAAUGGGUGGCUAUUUUGUGCUAUUUAUGAUGGCUUCAAUGGAAGAGAUGCAGCUGAUUUUCUGGCCGGUACACUAUAUGAAACUAUCAUAUAUUACUUCAGUUUAUUAGACUGGAAUGAGAAACAGGAUGCCAUAAGAGCUACCAAUGGAUCCCUCCAAUGCGUACUAGAGAAUAGUAACAUUGGCCAGAAGGGAGGAAUUUCUUCAAUGAUUGACAGAAACAAGUGUUUGGGUAUUGACAUCUUCUCCGACAAUGGCCUGUACUCAAAGGGGGAAGUCUCAUCUGAUUUGUUUAGACAUGGGGUGCUGGACAGCCUCAAGCGUGCUCUUGAUCAGGCUGAAAACGACUUUUUGUAUAUGGUUGAGCAAGAAAUGGAUGACCGCCCUGAUCUAGUGUCUGUAGGGUCUUGUGUUUUGGUUGCACUGCUCCAUGGAAAGGAUUUGUAUACACUCAAUCUAGGUGACAGUAGAGCUGUAUUGGCAACAUAUGAUCCUGGCAAUGAAAAGAGUGAGUAUGAGAGACUGCAAGCUCUCCAACUCACUGAUAGUCAUACAGUUGACAAUGAUGCUGAGAGAGCUCAACUAUUGUCUGAUCAUCCUGAUGAUCAGAUGACAAUUGUAUCUGGAAAGGUGAAGGGCAAGUUAAAAGUUACACGUGCUUUCGGAGUCGGAUACCUUAAAAAGGAAAAGCUUAAUGAUGCACUGAUGGGAAUUCUUCGAGUUCGUAACCUCAUAAGCCCUCCAUAUAUUUCAACUCAGCCAUCACUUAAUGUGCAUCGGAUCUCAGAGUCUGAUCACUUUGUUAUUCUUGGGAGCGAUGGCUUGUUUGACUUCUUCAGCAAUGAGGAGGCUGUAAGGCUUGUCCAUUCUUAUAUCUUACAGAACCGUUCUGGUGAUCCAGCGAAGUUUCUACUGGAGCAGGUCCUAGAAAGAGCAGCUGAUAGUGCAGGUUUCAGUACGGAAGAAUUGAUGAAUAUUCCAGCCGGCAGGAGGAGGAAAUAUCAUGAUGAUGUAACUGUAAUCGUGGUCAUCCUUGGAACUAACCAACGCACUACCAAGGCAUCGACUUGCAUGUAAGUGAUCAUGUAGCAUCUUCUGUCCUGCAAUAAUAAUGACGUGGUAGAAACGUAGAAGUGCUUACUGUUUUGAAAGUGUAUGUAUCUGGUGCUUGAUGUCGCUCUUCUGUAAAAAAAAAAAAUUAUAUGAUGACCAACUUUGCCCCGUUUGCAAAGUGAGCUUUAUUUUUGUUGCGCAAAUAUGGUGAAAGUGAAUCCCCGUAGUCAAUACAAAUCACUGAUUUGUAUUAAUGGAUUUCAUGUAGCCAACCCCAAACUGUUUGGGACAAAAACAUUGAUGAUGAUGAUGAAAAUUGUUUCAGGGUGAAUGAUUUUGUACGGGUAAAUGAAAUGUAUUCCAUUGGAAAAUAAUUAUACAAAAUAAUGAGUUCCUUUACUAUUA